AUGCUGCGCAAAAAGGAGACCUACACGGUCGUCACGCCCAUCCCGAGCUACAUCCCGCGACAACUUGCCCUCGACAUCCUGCAAUCCCACAGCGAGGUCAUCUCCCUCAACCCGCUCGUCCUCAGCCACCGGCCCAUCCCCGCGCCGCGCAACGCCGCCGCUGAUGAGUACUACAGCACCUGGUACGAGAUCACCCAGCGCGUGCAGUUCGUCCCCGGCGUCGGCCGCCUGGGCGCCGGUCAGAUCACCUUCAACGGCUGCUUCCACGACAUGCCCUGGGGCCUGCAGACGCACAUCUACGCGCCCAUGAACGUCGACCUGCGCAACAAGUACCGCGUCGGUGGCAACCAGCCGGGCGUCGAGCCGCCGGAGCAGCGCGAGCUCGGCGCCGAGGAUCUGGGCGUGCCCCCGAGUGGCCUGUACCUGCGCCAGGAGGCUGAGAUCCGCUGCAACGUGGCUAUGAUGGGCUUCGUCAAGUCGGAACUGCAGAAGGCGUGCAAGGACAUGGUGGACCGCAUCAUCAAGAAGGCGGAGCUGCUCGACUCGGGCGCGCUCCAGGCUAUGUUCGAGAACGGCAAGCUCAGGACGGUCAACCCGAACGACCGGUCGGACGCCGCGCAGCAGCGGCACAGCAUCAUCGGUGCCGGACCGCUCUCGCCGGCGGCCAGCUUCGGCUCGCCGAGGCUAGGCCACGUCUCGACGUUUUACAGCCCGAAUGCCGUCUCCCCGCCGCCGCUUCAGUCACCACCGCCCCAGCAGCAGCAGCAGCAGCAGCAGCAGCAGCAGCCACAGUCUCCUCUUCCGUAUGUCCCAGGCUAUCGCGCGCAGCCGCCACCACCGGACAAGCAGCAUUCCUUGGUGCUCGAGCUGCCCGGCGACUACAUGUACAUGAACCCCGGCAACAUUCCCUCACCGCAGCCCAGCCCGGCGCUGCAGCAGCAUUCUCAGAGGUCGUCGCUGACCCCGUCCGAUCCUCGCUGGUCGCAGAGCAUGCAAGGCGGCCGCCCUGACCACCGCGUCAGUGUAGGCUCGUCGACGGGCAGCAUCGCGGCACAAUCACCUAGGCCGGGGAGCUACGCAGUAGAGUUGGCGGCGCACAAUGAGACGCGAGAAGAGCACCGUUAG
This is a messenger RNA of Cordyceps fumosorosea ARSEF 2679, 1125 nucleotides long. RefSeq lists its product as hypothetical. Bases 1 to 1125 code for a protein of 374 amino acids. The record is from RefSeq and is a predicted model, not a curated record. Lineage: Eukaryota; Fungi; Ascomycota; Sordariomycetes; Hypocreales; Cordycipitaceae. The transcript has a single exon.